Messenger RNA from Anastrepha obliqua, 822 nucleotides. RefSeq names its product UDP-N-acetylglucosamine transferase subunit ALG14 homolog (gene Alg14). The record is from RefSeq and is a predicted model, not a curated record. Gene Ontology annotation, cellular component: UDP-N-acetylglucosamine transferase complex. The coding region runs from base 80 to 673 and encodes 197 amino acids. Gene Ontology annotation, biological process: dolichol-linked oligosaccharide biosynthetic process. The transcript has a single exon. NCBI's taxonomy places the organism in Eukaryota, Metazoa, Arthropoda, Insecta, Diptera, Tephritidae.
CUGCAUACCUACUUUGUUUACAACAGUUGGCAUUUUGAUCAAAGUGCAUGCAAUUUGACUACAAAAACAAGCUGUGAAAAUGCCUCCGACAAAAAGCCGCAGCAACACCAAAUAUCCGGUAUAUAUCGUACUAGGAUCUGGUGGUCAUACUGCCGAAAUGUGUACUAUAAAUAUGGCGCUUUUGGGUACUGACAAGGGCAAACGAAUUUACGAACCUUUGCGGUAUGUUAUCGCCAAUGAUGAUACAACCUCACGAAGCAGAAUAACAAGCGCCAUGCAAAGGGUCGGUGUGGCUCUGGACGAUACUUCAUUUAUUUAUGUGCCUCGUAGUCGCAAAGUGGGACAGAGCUACUUUAGUAGCGUGUUUACAACACUUUGGGCACUAUUGUGGAGCUUCUGGUUAGUUUGGUGUGAUCAACCAAAACUAUUACUAUGUAAUGGUCCAGGAACCUGUUUGCCAUUUUGUAUCGCGGUUUAUGCGUGGAAGAAACUUGGGCGCUUGUCGUGCAAUACCAAAAUCGUCUAUGUGGAGAGUUGGUGUCGGGUGCGUACACUAUCGCUUAGCGCUAAAUUACUUCGACCGUUUCUUGACUUGCUAGUUGUCCAAUGGCCGGCGUUGGCCGAAAGCUAUAAAAACAGCAACAACGUUAAAUACUUCGGAAAAAUUAUGUGAAUAAAUGCCUUUUAUUUCAUGAAGAAGCCAAAGAUGUUGUAAUAUUAAGAUACAUUGUGAUGAACUUAGACAUACCAAGCAUGGAAAACAUUUUGUAAUUUUUUAUAAAUAAAUAUACUUAAAAUUUAUAAAACUAUGGCGAGAGGCAA